UGCUGCAUUACCCGUCUAGCCUACUGGUCAGGUAUCAUAAGUUUUGGCCCAUGUAUGACAAAGAAAGCAGCUCGCCAACUCCGGCCGGUGAACUGUUGCCCCCUGCCUCCCGUCACAGCUGGCCUGUUAUGUUAUACCUAGUAACCUGCCCAACUUCACUGCCGGAUGAUCGCCACAUGCAGCAGGCACAUCCACUUGUCGUUCAACGCCCCCGACCUCAGCGAUGGUUCCCAUGACGCAAGCCUCCAAGGCCAACGACAGGACUCUUUUUCACCUGGUCCCGACUAACCAGGCCGCCAAAGAAGCCCUGGAACACCCCGACAACCGGCGUUUUGUUUCGCCUAGUGCUCCCAAGUCCGGGAAGCCCGGGCUUGAAAUAGGCUUCCAUGUCCCUCCGUUCUCUGGCGGCCAGGUCAUCACCAGACUUGGUCGCAACGCCGAUCUAAUUCUCCGCCAGACCUAUUCGCGCGUCCAUGUUGCCUUCGAAAUACAUCCCGUAACACACGUCGUCAUGCUUUCAGUUCGAACGAAGCAUCUGUCGUCCGUCACCGUCACCACAGUCGAGAAGCGACGGAUACAGUCACAGCAAAUUUCCGGGGAUUGUGCCAUUCUCUAUGGCCGACCCUAUGUCAUCAGCAUUCCUGUCUACGAAUUCCUAUUGCACUGGCGCGAUGUCGAGAACGAGGACAACGUUCAGGCUCUGAAGGACUUAGCCAUAAGGGAGUACGAAGACUCUAUGAUGCGGCUCAAGAACGUCAGAUCACGCGACCUCUCCGUCGGUCCCGACAUCUCGACGUCAGAUUCGUGGUAUAUGACAAGACUGCAAUCUGCGAAAGCCCCUUUGGUCACCGAAGCCCGAUACCGGCGUGUCAAGAUUGGGGGAGGCGCGUUUGGCAAGGUGUAUAAGACAAUGGAUGUCAAGACGGGGAAUCUCUUUGCGGUCAAGGAGGUCGACCUCCAAAGGCAAAACGGUCCAGGGCUCGUUGAGCUCUCCCGAGCCGCGCUUUACAGGGAAAUGAAGAUCCUGGGGAAGAUCUCGCAUAACCAUAUAAUCGAAUGUCUCGGGACAAAGGACUUCCACACCGACAAGCCGUUGAUUUUCAUGCCCCUGCGUGAGGGCAACCUUGCCUCGCUUGUUCAGAAUAUCACACCUUCCGAUGCUCUCUGCACCCAGGUUCUGGAGCAGAUGCUUAGCGCUCUGGACUACCUGGUCUUCAAGAACUUAUGUCAUCGCGAUGUCAAGCCUCCAAACAUUCUCUACAAAAGCCUCCGCCAAGACAAAUAUCACUUCGAGCUCGCUGAUUUCGGGUUCGCAAACGACAUCCGCCUCGCAAACACCUUCUGCGGAACGAUGUUCUAUCUUGCGCCAGAGGUUCAUAGUCAUGGUGUUCAGACUCCGAAACUGGAUGUUUGGUCCCUGUUCGUUACAAUGCUCGAAAUCCACCCACAGUCCAAUUUCCCGCCACCGGGUGUCACGGACUACCUUGAUAUUGUACGAGCCGUUCAGGCGCAUCAAGGCUGGGACCAGCUAAAGCCCAUGGCCAGAAUGGAUCCAGCGCGCAGAGCAUCUGCGGCUCAGAUGCUUGUGAGGAUAUUCAACGGGCAGGGUCUGACGACGCCAAGGAACGCGAUUCCUGAGCUUGAGCCAGACAUCCCAGCACCAGCAGGAGCACUCGUCCAACCAACAUCUCCGCCAGCGCCUCGGCCCCGUAUCAUCGAAUACCCCCGGACGCCGCGCACCACCCGGCGGCCGGCACGGCCGACCCCCUCACAAGGCAUCCUCGCCAACCGCGGAUCCCCGCGGCCCCUGCCACCACUCACACGCCCUGACGAGCGAGACCAAGAGAACAGCAGCAUGCCAUCUCCGCCCGACUUCACAGACGCUCCCAAGCGCGCGGCAGUGCGGAGUGCGAAACGUCGGCGGGUUUCCAGUACCAGCGAGGAGGCGACAGAGGACCGACGACCCACAAAGCUGCGGACCUCAACCACCACGGCACGGUCAAGUCAGCCGGGCCUGAGCAUAUCCGACCCCAGACGACCAGCCCAAAUAGCCGGACGCCGAAAACUAAGGCGAUCGCCACGUCUCGCCGCCUUCUCGGGAAAGCCAAAUGGCUGACCUUUCACGUUGGCGAGGGGCCUGCGAUGUCGGUGCUCCUGCCAUUGCCCCCGAGUUAGCUAGCCGACGUAGGCUUUAGACGUCAUUCGCGCCGCCUGCAUCGGCACGACCCCGAGACACUGCCAAAUCUACCCGUUGUGAGCAGCCUGACCAUCAAGUCAAUGUCGAACGGCACCGGCGCCGAAAAUGCGACAGACAUACGCCUUCUGUCUCCCCUCGUGACGCUGCAGUGCCUCGUCCACCUGCCGGCUGUCCAAGAGUGGAAUGCCCCCUGGUUGUGGGAGCGGCCCAUUGCUCCCUAAGCAUGACCAGUCGGUGACCCAGCCGAGCCUGAUCCAUCCCGCGGAUAAAGACCCGGUGUUUGUCGGCCUGUGAAAAACGC
Molecule: messenger RNA, 2498 nt
Organism: Chaetomium strumarium
Lineage: Eukaryota; Fungi; Ascomycota; Sordariomycetes; Sordariales; Chaetomiaceae
Product: kinase-like domain-containing protein
Exons: 2
Coding region: 224-2116 (630 amino acids)
Biological process (GO): mitotic DNA damage checkpoint signaling; protein phosphorylation
Cellular component (GO): nucleus
Molecular function (GO): ATP binding; protein serine/threonine kinase activity
Source: RefSeq, a predicted model, not a curated record